Molecule: messenger RNA, 1479 nt
Organism: Lolium perenne
Lineage: Eukaryota; Viridiplantae; Streptophyta; Magnoliopsida; Poales; Poaceae
Molecular function (GO): kinase activity
Source: RefSeq, a predicted model, not a curated record
GACCUCUCAUCAUCGAUCACCACUUCUAGUUGACUUGUUUGAUACUAGUUUCCAAAAAAAAGUUUGAUUUUUUUGAUUCAGACGAGAUCAAUCGGCGGAGAAGGAAAUGGUGCUGAUGCUGCACAUCGCUCCAAUUCCACUCACCCCUUCUUCUCCUCCUCAUCCUCCUCUCCGUCGGCACCGCUGCCCACCUCCCAUGGCCGCCUCCGCCUCCCACCAGCCCAAGGCGGCGCCCGUCGUGCUCGGCUGCGGCGCCGUCGGCGCGGACUACCUCGCCACCGUCGCCUCCUUCCCUAACCCUGACGACAAGAUCCGGAGCCUCGCGCUCAAGGUCGAGGGAGGUGGCAACGCCGGCAACGCCCUCACCGGAGCUGCUCGCCUGGGUCUCAACCCAAGGAUUAUAUCCAAGGUAGCUAAUGAUGCACUUGGUAGAAACAUUCUCAAGGAACUGCGAGACGAUGGGGUAGACACUUCGUAUAUGACGGUAGCAGAGGAGGGGAAUUCACCCUUCACCUAUAUAAUUGUUGACAACCAGACGAAAACACGAACUUGUAUACACACUCCUGGCUAUCCCCCAAUGACGCCAGAGGAGCUCACAAAUGAAAACCUCUUUGCUGCUUUACAUGGUGUAGACAUGGUGUAUUUUGAUGUUAGACUGCAUGAGACUGCUUUGCUUGUUGCAGAAGAGGCAAGCCAAAGAAAAAUUCCUAUAUUGAUUGAUGCUGAGAAAAAAAGGGAUGGAUUGGACGAGCUUCUUAAUUUUGCAUCAUACGUUGUAUGCUCUGCAAAAUUUCCUCAGGCCUGGACAGGAGCCUCAUCAACACCAGUUGCUUUGGUGCACAUGCUUCUAAGGUUACCUAAUAUCAAGUUCGUUAUUGUAACCCGGGGAGAAAAAGGUUGCUUGAUGCUUGAAAGAAGCAUGACAGAUGCUUCUGAGACUGAGGAAACUGAUGUAGAGGAUCUGCUGGAAUCGCUAGAGCAGAAAGUUGAUUUGAGUUCUAGCUUGCCAAAAUGCAUUGCUUCCAAGUCAAAUUUGAGAAUAAGUGCAGAUGGUGUAGGCUCGAUGAGUGGCAGGUUACUUUUAGGCACAGCUGAAGCUAUACCCUCUGAAGAGCUCAUAGAUACAACUGGUGCAGGUGAUGCAUUUAUCGGAGCUGUUCUAUAUGGUUUAUGCACCAGCAUGCCGAUUGAGAAGAUGCUGCCUUUUGCAGCACAAGUGGCUGCUUGCAGCUGCAGAGCUUUGGGGGCCAGGGCUGGUCUUCCUCAUCUCACUGACCCGCGACUGGCAAUGUAGUUUAUGCCUAUUGGCCGGAUCAAUUUCCCUUCCUCGCCACCUGUGGCCGUGCACAUAAAUAAUCCAAUGCCGGCGUAAUGCCUCAGAACAAAUCCUGCCAUUGUUGUGUUCGUGAGAUUGUAUUAAUCGGGACUUUCCAUGGUGUCAGCCUGACGAAUAUGAAGCUAUGCUCUAUUGUCGCUUCA